Temnothorax curvispinosus is the source of this 1140-nucleotide messenger RNA. RefSeq lists its product as uncharacterized. The transcript is spliced from 3 exons. Gene Ontology annotation, molecular function: nucleic acid binding. Lineage: Eukaryota; Metazoa; Arthropoda; Insecta; Hymenoptera; Formicidae. The annotation marks the transcript as partial. Gene Ontology annotation, biological process: DNA integration. The record is from RefSeq and is a predicted model, not a curated record.
GCAAAUUUACUUGGCGCAAAGAAGAGUGGCCCUUUAACGCCAGCCGAAAUAGAGCAAGCGGAAACUAUCAUAUUGAAGACUGUCCAGCGAGAAGUUUUCCUGAAGGAGGUGCGGGCUCUCGAACAGCAGCAAUCGAUUCCCAAGGGUAGUAAGUUGUCGUCCCUCAGUCCUAUCUUGGAUCAGAAGGGAGUCAUAAGGGUAGGUGGUCGGUUAUCACAGGCCGACAUUCCCGAAACUCAGAAGCAUCCAAUAUUGUUGCCAGCCAAGCACCACGUUACAACUAUCCUCAGGAGGAAGGAGCAUCUCAGGCUUCACCAUUGCGGCCCGGAGCAGUUGCUCUACUCAACACGUACACCUGAGGUCUUCAUGGGAGAUCUUCCUGAGGAUCGAGUUCGUCAUAACAUGAGACCAUUCACCACAGCGGGCGUAGACUACGCCGGGCCAUUGCAGGUACGAGAGAGUCGCAGGCGGGGAAGGAUUCACAUCUCGAAGGCCUGGAUCGCCGUGUUUACCUGUUUUGCCACUAAGGCCGUACACAUAGAGCUAGUGACGGAAUUAACUACCGAGUCAUUUCUAGCUGCAUUAAGAAGGUUUGUGGCGAGAAGAGGAAUUUGCUCGAAGAUCGUAUCCGACAACGGCACUAAUUUUGUCGGAGCUGCGAGAGAGCUAGCAGAAGUAUACGAGUUUCUUUGGAAGGAGAAAGAAGCCAUAGCCACAUACUUGGCUCGUCAGAAAAUCGAAUGGAGGUUUAUUCCUCCUCGAUCUCCACAUUUUGGAGGUCUUUGGGAGGCCGCUGUCAAGGCUACCAAGCGUCACCUCCACACUGUCACGAAGGGUCUGGUUUGGACGUUUGAGGAAUACGCAACGCUGCUCGUGAAGAUAGAAGCAAUCCUGAAUUCAAGGCCUCUCACUCCCUUUUCCAGUGAUUCUAACGAUUUAUUGCAUGCUCAGAAAUUACGCCAGCAUUUCUGGAAGCGUUGGCAGGAGGAAUACCUCCAAGAGCUGCAAAAGCGUCAUAAGUGGCGUAAUAAGGGCAAGGAUCUCGAGGUCGGUACUCUAGUCAUUCUGAAGGAGGACAAUACACCCCCUCUACAGUGGGUCCUAGGCCGAGUGGAGGAAGUUCAUCCUGGCAAGGACAAC